Eruca vesicaria subsp. sativa (arugula) is the source of this 1008-nucleotide messenger RNA. The record is from the annotation of a GenBank genome assembly. NCBI's taxonomy places the organism in Eukaryota, Viridiplantae, Streptophyta, Magnoliopsida, Brassicales, Brassicaceae.
AUGUCUCGGUGUUACCCGUUCCCUCCACCUGGCUUUGUACCGAACCAAAUCAAAAAGGAUGAGUCUCUGAUCGAAUCGAUCAAAAAGGGGACAAAGGAGGAGGCUAAGAGAGAAAAGAAAGAUAGAAAACACAACAAUGAUAAAAAGAGGAAGGAGAGGGAUAAUGAGGCUGGCCGAAGCAGAAAGCACCUUCAUCAUAAGAGACAGCGUAAAGAUGACAAUACCAGUGCUUCUAAGAAGGUCGAUGACAAUGUCAGUGAGCCUGAGUGCAUGGAGAAGAGUUGCCUUACGAUGGAACUUGACCAUCAAACGUCUUCUCAGACAUCUUGUGAUAGUAAUCUUCAUGGCAAUGAGAAUGAGGGACAGAAUCAUAUUCAGAGUCAGCCCCUCACUGGUAGGCAUAACGACUCUGGUGAGUUUGUUUGUUUACUUGUUCUUGGGUCUGUCUGCUUUACGAUGAUGACACUCUUUCUUCAAAUUGUUGCUAUGGGUUUUGAAGAAACUAGCAAAAGGCAGAAAUAUCAUGAGGUGAUGAUGAGCAACAGGGAUCAGAAACAGUGCUCUUCUCGGGACGAUGCUUCUCAGGCUUUAAUGGUCUGCCAAGAGAGGAGGAGAGAUCCAGUUUUUGAUGCAGCGAUAGAUAUCUCAUCAAAACUCAGUAAAGAGAAGGAAACAAACAGACAAAGUGGUAUGCAACUAGGCAAAGAGAAACAGUCAUCUAGACAUCAUGAAGCCAAUGGACCUUCAAAGCUCUGCAGAAAACGCCCUUCUUCCAUGGCCAUGCGAUUCUUGAAUCUCAUCGAGAACUGGUCUCCUGAUCAGGUUGAGAGCAAGCUCACCGACUCUGAAGAUCAAGAAUGGUGGUUGUUGAUGAAAGUUGGCGCCAAAAGACAUCAUCCAGUUAGCAAUCAGACAAGCAGCAGUGGAAGUAGUUCGAUGGUGUGGCCAAGUGCUCGGUUUCUUCCAGAAGCCGAACUACACGCAUUGCCAUUCACUGUCCCGUUCUGA